CUCUACUCGAAGCACGCGCAUUCGCAUGCUGUAGUUUGCACAAGAAUUUUCGUCAAAGAAAUUUAAUAAAAAUUGAGAUGGCUGGUUCUUUGAUAGCAUCUUGUUUGUUAAUUGCAGCUUGCUGUUUAUUUUCUCAGCUCAUUCGUGUGAUUGUUGACAAAAACGUUUCGACACCUUUGUCGAAGCUUCUAUUCCUGGAAUUCGUUGCUUCCGCUGAGCUUUGUGCUGCCUGCUUCGAGUUGAUUGUGGUUGCGGAAGAAUACGGCAUUUGGGUGUACGCCGUGAUAUUAUUUCUUCUUACUCUGUGGUGGGCCGCACAUUGGGGUGAUUCAGCUGCUUGUCCUUACAUUCAUCUUGAAGCAUACCUCGAUGGUUCUAUCAGUUUUAGCCAUGCUUUUCUUGUUUCCUUGGCAGAAAUAGCGGGGGGCCUGGCUAUAUACAGGUACGUUCAAUAUACUUGGGAUUUGCAAUUAUCGGUACACAACAAAUCGGUCUGGGAUUGCGACGCUGAUCUACACGUGUCUGCAUUUCACGGAGCAUUGGUCGAAGGUGUCGCGACUUUUCUGUGUAGGAUCGUAUCAAGGACUAUUGCUGAGCUCGAACCACGUUUUGGAACUGCUCUUGAUGCCUUCGUUGGUACUUCCUUAGUUGUUGCAGCCUGUGACUAUUCUGGCGGAUAUUUCAACCCAGUAUUGGCAACAUCUCUCAAACUGAACUGUCGCGGAAAUACUUUUGCAGAGCAUUUUAUCGUCUAUUGGAUUGGCUCGAUCGCUGGAUCUUUCCUUUCGUGGUGGACCUAUCCUAUCGUUCAAGGAAGUCUAUUUCCCAGACAAGCAAUAAAUAAAAAAUAUCAAUAGUAUCGGGUAAAAUUUUUCAAUGCGAAAAGAAA
Molecule: messenger RNA, 889 nt
Organism: Daphnia carinata
Lineage: Eukaryota; Metazoa; Arthropoda; Branchiopoda; Diplostraca; Daphniidae
Gene: AQP
Product: aquaporin-11-like
Exons: 5
Coding region: 78-857 (259 amino acids)
Cellular component (GO): cytoplasm
Molecular function (GO): channel activity
Source: RefSeq, a predicted model, not a curated record